Molecule: messenger RNA, 2754 nt
Organism: Scatophagus argus
Lineage: Eukaryota; Metazoa; Chordata; Actinopteri; Scatophagidae
Product: gamma-aminobutyric acid receptor subunit beta-3-like
Exons: 10
Coding region: 395-1918 (507 amino acids)
Biological process (GO): regulation of membrane potential; chemical synaptic transmission; signal transduction
Cellular component (GO): synapse; membrane; neuron projection
Molecular function (GO): neurotransmitter receptor activity; GABA-A receptor activity; extracellular ligand-gated monoatomic ion channel activity
Source: RefSeq, a predicted model, not a curated record
CUCUCAUUUGAACAAGCUGAGUGCCUUCACCGCCACCAGCAGCAGCAGCAGCAUCCCUGUGCACCCUCCUCAUCAAUAUGCGCUUCAGCUCCUGAAUGUAAGAGCCUCUUCUUCUUGCCCAGUGAGAGACGACAAAGCAAAGCGGAGCCAGUGUUCAUGCCGGGGAGGCGAUGUCAUCCCAUAUUUCAUAUCUGACUCCGUCCAAAGGAAGCUGCUGACUUUUUCCCCCUCUCAUUCUCUCAGUCGACUUUCUCCUUUUGAGCAGUCAAUGGAUUUACUCUGAUUUGAGGAGCGUCCGGAACCGUCUCGACUGUUGAUUGGGGAGGGGGGGCUUUCUGCUCUUGUUUGCGCUUGUAAACAACGAAAAAGAAUCUAGAUAAUAAGAAGGGGGGUGAUGUUUGCUUUGCACGGGGUUCGGCAGUUUCGCGUGUUGUCCGCACUGGUUGUCGGUUCGAUUGUGUGUUGCGCCAAGAGCGUCAAUGAACCGGGCAACAUGUCUUUCGUGAAGGAGACGGUGGAUAAACUACUGAAGGGGUAUGAUAUCCGACUGAGGCCAGACUUUGGAGGGGCCCCUGUUGCAGUCGGGAUGAGCAUAGACGUGGCGAGCAUAGACAUGGUGUCAGAAGUCAACAUGGACUACACGCUGACCAUGUAUUUCCAGCAGUACUGGAGGGACAAGCGUCUAGCCUACAUAGGAAUCCCCCUCAACUUGACCCUGGACAACAGGGUUGCUGACCAGCUCUGGGUCCCCGACACUUAUUUCCUCAAUGACAAGAAGUCUUUCGUCCACGGAGUGACUGUGAAAAACCGAAUGAUCCGCCUGCAUCCAGAUGGAACCGUUCUCUAUGGCCUCAGGAUAACUACGACUGCAGCGUGUAUGAUGGAUCUCAGGAGGUAUCCUCUGGAUGAACAGAACUGCACUCUGGAGAUUGAGAGCUAUGGCUACACCACCGACGACAUCGAGUUCUACUGGAAAGGAGGCGAGUCGGCUGUAACGGGGGUGACACGGAUUGAGUUGCCUCAGUUCUCCAUUGUCGAUUACAAGUUGGUGUCCAGAAACGUCGUCUUUUCCACAGGUGCCUACCCUCGACUAUCUCUAAGCUUCAAGCUGAAGAGGAACAUCGGCUACUUCAUCCUGCAGACAUACAUGCCAUCGAUCCUGAUUACCAUCCUCUCCUGGGUCUCCUUUUGGAUAAACUAUGAUGCGUCAGCAGCCAGAGUGGCAUUAGGAAUCACCACGGUGCUGACAAUGACCACUAUCAACACCCACUUGCGAGAGACGCUGCCCAAGAUCCCCUAUGUCAAGGCCAUCGACAUGUACCUGAUGGGAUGCUUCGUCAUGGUCUUUCUGGCCCUGCUGGAGUACGCCUUCGUCAACUACAUCUUUUUUGGGAGGGGCCCUCAGAUGCAGAAGAAGCUGGCGGAGAAGGCGGAGAAGGCCAACAACGAGAGGGCAACCAAGUACGACGCUGCAAGGGAGGCAGGUAGUAGGACCGCAUCCCUAAAACGGUCCAAUCAGGUUAAGGGUCUUCGCCACUCACGCUCGGCAGAACCACAUGGCCACGGGAACAUCCUGCUAACCACCCUGGAGAUCCAUAACGAAGUGGCAGGAGGUGAGAUCACCACCAGCGUGGCAGACAUUAGGAACUCUCAGUCCAUGGUGCAGUUGGACAGCACGGCCUCGACGAACAUCCAGUAUCGUAAGCAGAGUGGUGGGAUUGGCCCGCGCUCUGCCAGCCGCCACUCCCUAGACCGGUCUGCCCAGAUGAAACGCAGCCGCCUGCGGAGGCGGUCCUCGCAGCUCAAAAUCAAAAUCCCCGAUCUGACGGAUGUGAACGCCAUCGACCGCUGGUCACGGAUCAUCUUCCCUUCCGUUUUCUCACUGUUCAACCUCGUCUACUGGCUCUACUACGUCUGAUUAGACUGUUUUGUUGAGAUGUCUGUUGUUGUUUGAUUUUCUUUUUCAUUUUGUUCCUUUUUCUUCCUUUUUUUCUGUUGCUUUUAUACAUGAUGGUAUCUGUCAAGUUAAAGACUGCAACAUUUCCAGAUAAAAAAAAAGAGCCCACUGAGAAAGGACUACAGAGUUUUGAACCAAGUUCUUGUCAAAUUGUUUUUAUAUUUGCAGUCUUUGAAUCCUUAGUACCAAGGUCUUUUUAUUUUCUAAAGUACGUACUGUGAUUGGGACUUGUGUCAGUCAUUUUCCAAACUUUACCCUUUCAGUAACAUGUAAAUAGAGAGAUACAAGCCAGCAAAUUGAACAAAUAAUAAGUAUUUGCAAAAAAAGAAACAAAAUAGCAGUAAAUAUAAGGGUUUUUCUAAUCAAACAAGACAGGUAAGAAAACUUUGUACUACACAGGUGGUCAGAUAAGUGCAGGCAAUCCCUUAAAGCCCAUUGAACAAACUAAUGUAUGUUUGACUGGUACCCUAUGCACUGUUAAUGCAUGUAAUGAUCAGCCAUAGUGUGAAAAUAAUGACUUCUUUUUUUUGCCUUGGGUUAUGUUACUUUAUAGAAGACAAAAAAGACUAUAUGUAUUUAUUUAUAGUAUUGGUAAUAUACAGUAUACAUGCUGUUAACUAUAUCAUGCAUUGAUCUGGUAAACCUUUACCCAAACACAAUAAUUCCAUGUUGAGGAUUUUGUCCUCUGUUCAGGAUGAUUGUGACUCAGGUUCUGAAUUUUUUGCUAUUUGGCAUGAUUUUUCUUAUCAAAAGAGAAAUGUCACUGAAAUAUCCUUUUUUUGGGAAUUUGAUAAGCA